ACCUAUUUACUGCGUGCGUGCGUGUAGGCAGAAACUACAAUGAUUUUGCGAUACACCUUUUUUGUAUACAGACGUCUAUGAUACCAUAUAAGACUACACCAUUCAAAAUGACAAUGAAUAUUUUGAAGUCGCUCAAAAAUACUUUAACACCUUUGCCAAUAACCGAAGUCUGAAGUCAAACUGACAAUAACAAAAUUUACUGAUUUUGCUUUCAUGUCUACAGACAAUUAUCAAGUGCAGAACUUUUAUAAGUAUUCUAGAAAAACGUUCAAAAAGAAUAGGAGGGGCUCGAAUGAUUAUGAUGGCGAAAACGCCACCUUUGAAGCGGCAGAUGUGUCACCACGAAGCGAUCUGCGAAGCGAUGGAAGAAUAGACAGUAAUGAUUCCCCAAGAUGUAGUUGUGACUUAGAUCCUGAGGGAGAAAUCGCCAAUAUCCUCCACAAAAAAUGUCCAGUGAUAACUCUAGCGCAACAGCAAUUGGCAAGGCUGUUGGACGAAACCGACAAACUGCUGUGCGAUAACACCAGAUGCUGUAGGUCUGUAUAUGACUUCGUGUGCCUAUGUAAAGAGAUUUUCGUACGUCAGGAUAAGGGCCGAGCGAUUUUAAUUAUGUUAAUUGGUAUUGGUUUCAUUAUUGGAGUUCUGAUCGGUGCUGCGUCUUGUGGAUCAUUUCUCGGGCGGUUUAACAGUCCUAUUCUUUGUUGUGUCGACAAUUUAUUUGCUCUCGACAGGUUUACCUCUGUAGAAGACACGUAUCGUAGUAUAGUAUAGAAACUACCCUCUUAUCCAUUAGUAGGUACCUACCAUUAAAUAGUACACUUACAUGAUACUUGUAAUAUUUUACAUUCCACGAUAAUGUGUACAUUAAGAAUAUUUUAGAUGAGAUUAUAUAUAGAAUAGAUAUUUACAGAUUAAACCAUGUUUUUAUUUAAUUUAAUAAAAUAUUACUUAAUA
Molecule: messenger RNA, 954 nt
Organism: Spodoptera frugiperda (fall armyworm)
Lineage: Eukaryota; Metazoa; Arthropoda; Insecta; Lepidoptera; Noctuidae
Exons: 2
Coding region: 214-771 (185 amino acids)
Source: RefSeq, a predicted model, not a curated record